GUUGAUUGUCAGUUUAGUUGUGCGCGAUGGCGGUGCAGCAAUGGAUGUGCGCACUCAUCGUGUUGUUGAUGCUAGAUGGCGCAAUGUCGUGGUACGAGGACAACUACAGGUGGGGUCACAGGGGGCGAUCCCGGAGAGUCUUCAGCUACCCCCGUGAUUGGGACAUAGACUGGCCCGCGUCCCAACGGAGAGCUCAGGUGAAUUGGCACGGGGCAAGCGAGGAGGUCCACGGGAGACAUCGUCAUCAGGACCUAGAAGACCAACAUUACCACUACCAGAAUGACCAGGAUAGUUCUGGACUCCAUCCGAGGAUGGUGGUUCUACCCAGGGUCAAAGAGGAGACUCGGGGACUCUGGCACUCGCAACAGAGGGGCUCCGCCCUAGUGGCUCCUGGGGAAGAGGUCCGAGUUACUCCGGCAAGAGGCUCCAGUUCAAAGUUUUACAGAGGCACAGUGACGAGCAAAAUAUCAGACGGAUUGCCCGCCAAAAAGCGAAAUCGUGGAAACAACCGCCACAAAAAUAGAGGAGCUGCUAGAAAAGAGCUGUGGCAGUUCAGUCAGGACGAACCUCCUCGAGCCCUCACCCAUGGCAGGUCCAAGGUCUGCGCCCGAUGUCCUAGUGACAGAGCGGUGCUGGCGAAGAAAGGAGACACGUCAGUGAUCAUGGAAGUGCCUCCCAUCAUACCGUGCCAUCCUUGGUCUUCAAUAGAAAAGGUGAAGCAAGAAGUCCUAGCUGGGCCCGAGCCUGGUAGUGAAGUUUCUGAGGGUAGUCACAAAGUGGUGAUCAGACUGUACCGUCACAAACGGACCAUCGUCAACUGCGUCACAAGAUACAACGUCAUUGUUCGCAAGUGUCCUGAGCUGGAGGUCGGCCCUGCAGUAAGGACUGACUGCCCCUCAGGUAGGACCUGGGGCUCUGUAUGUAACAUCAGCUGUGCUGCUGGAUAUCAGCUGGAGGGUGACGUCAUCACUGAGUGUGGCGACGACCUGGAGUGGUCUGGAGUUACGCCUCAGUGUCUACCCACAACAUCUUGCCCUGUCCCGGUCAGUCCAGACCAUGGACACCUCAGUUGCCGUACUCCCCAACACCAUCCCGUCCCUGCUAGAGCCAAGGGUGUACUUCCGGACGGGUCGGUGUGCCACUUCCGGUGCGACCCUGGGUACGCGGUGCCACCUUCUCAACAGGGGCUGACGAAGGUCCGCUGCAUCGGGGGUAGUUGGGACAACCAUCAGGACCCUGUGUGUGUGGAAACUAAUGAGCUUAAAGAGGAAGAAACUUCUCCAGAAAUAUCACCAGAUGAAGCAUUAAGGUUCGACGGUAAAGGUUGUCCCAAGGACCUGUGCAAGAACAAGGGGAAGUGCAUCGUUAUCCUGGGGGAACCCAUGUGUUCCUGUAUGACAGGAUAUUCAGGACCUACCUGUGAAGACCAGGAAGAAGAUCUGGACGAGGACCCUAGCCAGUUCAACACGAUAACCUAGUCAGCUCUGAAAAGUUACCUUUCUCUGUCUUCCAGCCUAAAACUGUCUUAGUUAAUACUCAGUGGAUAGCUUUAAAUGUCUAACCACAAAGAGAUUUACUCUAUAAAUAAUUACUCAUUGCAAAUUAAUUACCAAAUCUAUAAAUAUUUGUUGUUAAAUUUAAAAUUUGCAUUGCAAAAUUCAAACUUAUUAUAUCAGCCUGUUCGAAAAAGGAAAAGUUGUGAAGAGUUUGGUACGGGGGUUUACUAUAAGAAACAAUAACUAAUAUUUAUUGCAAAGCGGUCAGUGUGCAAAGUCCAAAUUGAUUUUUUAUUUUAAUAAUUUAUAAGAAAAUAAUCUAAGAGAAAUUAUUGUACUUUUCUUUGGACAAUAAGCAAAACUCAAAAUUCUUAAGACUUCUAUUGAAUAUGGAAAAUACAUUUUGAUUUUAUUUUUAUAUCACAAAUAAGAAGAGUUGGACUGUCCUUAUUUUUUUAAACGAAUAAAGUAGAAUAUACUUCCAUUUUUACUUAUUUUUUUUAAGUUAACAAAUGCAAAUAGGAAAAGCUUCAUGUCAAUGGAAACAUUUGAAUUUAUUUAAGUUAUUUCUUAGAUUAUUUAAGUUUUUACAGGACUAUUUAAGUUUAUCUUAGAUUAUGUGGAGUUGCCUUUAUUUCACACAAAUCAAGGAACUAUCUAACAAAUUUAAAGUAAGUAAGAUAUAUGAUUGCAAACACUGAUUCAUGCUUAUUUUAAAUAAAAUUUAUUAUUUCUAAAAUCGUCUAAGUCUCUAUCAAGACUCUUUAUUCAAAUACUAUUGAAGAUUAUUUUCAAAGAAAAAUAAAUAGAAGCACUGAUCCGGUUGAACAGUUUCUAUUGAUUUAUAAUAAUAAUAACUAUUCACUAGACACAAUCAAUGUACAUUAAGAACGGAAAAAGAUGUUUACCAAAAGAUUGAUUGGAAUAUGUUUUACACCAAAUACGGUUAUAAACUAGUUGCUAUACAUACUUUUUUAAUUGCAAAAGAAGAAAAUAAACACAUACAUCCAAUGUUUUAUGUAGGCUCCACUUGUGAAUAAAAUAACUAAAACGUGAUUAUUGGUUGUAGUUUAGAGAGGACAAAUUGUUUUAGCAAAUAAGUGAAAUAAAUACAACUAUAUUAAACAUAUUUCAGGUUCAAUAUUCAUAUUACUUAAACAUUGGUAGAAAUUUCAGGAGAAUCCACUAGAUAUCUUUGAGUAUUGUUGUAUAAUUUACCGUUUCUGUUAAUGAUCAUCGUAUAAGUAGUUUCUUGUUUCUGACAGUAUUAACAAAAUGUUGUAAGUUAAAACCUACUGUGGCUUUAACAUGUCAAAGGUUGCUUACUAAGCUUUCACUUCUCGUACAAACAGAUACGAGAAAAUGUUUAUGGUACAAAGCAAACAAACUAUAAACUGUUGUUAAAUAGACUAACUUUUUUUAUUUGGUCUUGCAAUUUUGUUUGCAUAGUUUAGGAUUAACAAAUGUGAUAUUUUUGUACAUAAUAAAUAUUUUAUAAAAAUAA
This is a messenger RNA of Macrosteles quadrilineatus (aster leafhopper), 3000 nucleotides long. RefSeq lists its product as uncharacterized. The transcript is spliced from 10 exons. NCBI's taxonomy places the organism in Eukaryota, Metazoa, Arthropoda, Insecta, Hemiptera, Cicadellidae. Bases 27 to 1478 code for a protein of 483 amino acids. The record is from RefSeq and is a predicted model, not a curated record.